UUGUUGUGUUGUCAUAGUAGCUGUGCUCACGUUUUGGCGUUCCUCGUAGUCGCGGGCUUCACAUGCGCGCAGUAGCCUGACAACAGCAGCCGAAGCAGCAGGAGGGAAUGGGGAGAGAGGGGCACAGCAGCGUUUAACAAGACACUCUUCAACACAACACGACCAAUAAAACCCUUCAACGCCGAGUAUUGAAAGAAUACUGUCUCAGGCCCCUCCCCCGUCUGCAACAUUAAGGAUAACUCGAGAGGAAAAAGUAUGAGCUGAUUUUAAGAGCUCUGAUGAUGAUGCCCAGAAUAAGUACGGCUCGGUCACACAGCAAAGCGGGAAACAUACAAGCUUGAGCAUUAGAAGGCCAUGAUGCAAUGAGAUAAACACUGGAUGACUGGAGGUCCCCUGCUUAACAGUCUCUAAGCAUGGCUGGCCUACAGCUGGUGACCCCUGCCUCCUCACCCAUGGGGCCCUUCUUCGGUCUCCCGUGGCAACAGGAAGCUAUCCAUGACAACAUAUACACACCAAGGAAAUAUCAGGUUGAACUUCUUGAAGCAGCUCUUGAACACAAUACUAUUGUCUGCUUAAAUACUGGCUCAGGGAAGACCUUUAUCGCAGUACUCCUAAUCAAAGAACUCUCCCACCAAAUCCGUGGAGAGGAUGGGAAGAGAACAGUUUUCCUGGUGAAUGCAGAAUCAUCUGUGGUUCAGCAAGCAUCUACUGUAAGAACCCACUCUGAGCUCCAGGUGGGCGACUACAUGUCAGAGGACAUGACAUCUUGGCCCGAGGAGAUGUGGAACAGAGAGAUGAUGGAGAAUCAGGUCCUGGUCAUGACUUGCCACAUCUUCCUCCAUGUGUUAAAAAAUGGAGUCUUGCCACUAUCAAAAAUCAACCUGCUGGUUUUUGACGAAUGCCACCUUGCAAUCACAGACCAUCCUUAUCGGGAAAUAAUGAAGAUUUGUGAGGGUUGCCCAGGCUGUCCUCGCAUUUUUGGUCUGACUGCUUCCAUUUUAAAUGGCAAAUGUGACCCUUGUGAUCUGGAGGAGAAGAUUCAGAACCUGGAGAAGAUUUUGCAGAGCAAUGCAGAAACUGCCACUGAUCUUGUGGUGCUGGAUAGGUAUGCGUCCCAGCCUCGUGAGGUGGUGCUGGACUGUGGGCUGUACCGGGAUCAGAGUGGGCUCUCUGAGAGGCUUUUAAAUGAGCUGGAUGAAGCCCUUAAUUUUCUUAAUGACUGCAACUUAUCUGCUCAUAGAGAAGAUAGAGAUCCCACAUUUAUCUCCAAACAGGUGCUGAAUGACUGCCGAGCCGUGUUGACUGUGCUGGGCCCUUGGUGCGCUGAUAAAGCUGCGGGAAUCAUGGUCCGGGAGCUGCAGAAAUAUAUCAAACACGAACAGGAAGAGCUGAACCGCAAGUUCCUGUUGUUCACAGACACCAUUCUGAGAAAAAUCCAUGCCUUAUGUGAGGAGCAUUUCUCCCCAGCUUCCUUAGACCUGAAGUUUGUCACUCCCAAGGUCAUCAAACUUCUGGAGAUUCUCCACGAGUACAAGCCAUUCGAACGGCAGCAGUUUGAGAGUGUGGAGUGGUACAAUAAUCGCAAUCAGGACAAUUAUGUUUCUUGGAGCGAUUCUGAGGACGAGGAUGAGGAUGAAGAGGCAGAGGCAAAGGAAAAGCCUGAAGCUAAUUUUCCGUCGCCUUUUACCAACAUCCUCUGUGGAAUAGUCUUUGUGGAAAGGCGAUAUACUGCAGUUGUUUUAAACAGACUUAUCAAGGAGGCAGGGAAGCAGGACCCAGAGCUGGCCUACAUCAGUAGCAACUUCAUCACAGGCCACAGCAUUGGCAAGAACCAGCCUCGCAACAAACAAAUGGAGGUGGAGUUCAGAAAACAAGAGGAGGUCCUGAGGAAGUUCAGAGCCCAUGAAACCAACUUGCUCAUUGCAACCAGCAUUGUGGAAGAAGGCGUUGAUAUUCCAAAGUGCAAUUUGGUCGUUCGGUUCGACCUGCCGACAGAGUACCGGUCAUACGUGCAAUCCAAAGGUCGCGCCCGGGCUCCAGUCUCCAAUUACAUCAUGCUAGCUGACAGCGAACGGACAAAACCAUUUGAGGAAGACCUCAAGACCUACAAGGCCAUAGAGAAGAUCCUUCGAAAUAAGUGCUCGAAGUCAGCAGAAUGCAGUGAUUUUGAACUGGAGCCAGUGACCGAUGAUGACAACGUUCUACCACCGUACGUCCUGCGCUCAGAGGACGGCGGCCCCCGUGUCACGAUUAACACCGCAAUUGGACACAUCAACAGAUAUUGUGCUCGCUUGCCCAGUGAUCCGUUCACUCAUCUUGCUCCAAAGUGUAAAACCGUGGAGCUUAAGACUGGAGGUUAUAAGUCCACACUCUUCCUACCCAUUAACUCACCACUCAGAGUUCCUGUCACCGGGCCAACAAUGAAUUGUGCAAGACUUGCUGAGAAAGCUGUUGCUCUUCUCUGUUGUGAAAAGCUGCACAAAAUUGGUGAACUGGAUGAUCAUUUGAUGCCAGUGGGAAAGGAAACUGUGAAGUAUGAGGAGGAGCUGGACCUUCAUGAUGAGGAGGAGACGAACGUACCAGGAAGACCAGGCUCCACCAAACGGAGACAGUGUUAUCCAAAAGCCAUACCAGAGUGUCUGCGGGGUUGUUACCCUGUGCCAGAACAGCCUUGCUACCUUUACGUCAUAGGGAUGGUCCUCACCACCCCUCUUCCUGAUGAGCUCAACUUCCGGCGGAGGAAGCUGUACCCACCGGAGGACACAACCCGAUGUUUCGGCAUUCUGACAGCUAAACCAAUACCUCGGAUCCCUCACUUCCCUGUGUAUACACGUUCUGGUGAGGUGACUAUUUCGAUUGAGCUGCAGAAGUCGGGUUUCACUCUGAGUGUGGGGCAGCUGGAGCUGAUCACACGUUUGCACCAGUACAUCUUCUCCCACAUCCUCCGUCUUGAAAAGCCAGCACUAGAGUUUAAGCCCAUAGAGGCAGAUUCUGCCUACUGCAUUCUACCUCUCAACAUUGUUGAGGAUUCCAACACGUUGGACCUGGAUUUCAAGUUCAUGGAGGAUAUUGAAAAGUCUGAAGCACGCAUUGGCAUUCCAAAUACUCAGUACACCAAGCAAAACCCAUUCAUUUUCAAAUUGGAGGACUACCAGGAUGCUGUCAUCAUUCCAAGGUAUCGUAAUUUUGACCAGCCACAUCGGUUCUAUGUGGCUGACGUUUACACAGACCUCACCCCACUCAGUAAAUUCCCCUCUCCAGAGUACGAGACUUUCGCUGAGUACUACAAAACCAAGUACAACCUGGACCUGUCUAAUGUUAACCAGCCCCUACUGGAUGUGGACCACACAUCUUCAAGAUUGAAUCUUUUAACGCCCCGGCACCUUAAUCAAAAGGGGAAAGCCCUUCCUCUCAGUAGUGCGGAGAAGAGAAAGGCCAAGUGGGAAAGCCUACAAAACAAACAGAUUUUAGUUCCGGAGCUUUGUGCCAUUCACCCCAUCCCAGCCUCUUUAUGGAGGAAAGCCGUCUGCCUUCCCAGCAUUCUCUACAGACUUCACUGCCUUCUGACGGCCGAAGAGCUGCGGUCUCAGACAGCCAUUGACGCUGGUGUUGGAGCUCAGACCCUACCUCCUGAUUUCAGGUAUCCAAAUUUGGAUUUCGGGUGGAAGAAAUCCAUCGACAGCAAGUCUUUCAUUUCCUGCCCCAGUGCAUGUAUGGAAGACGACGAUCACUGUAAACACGACACAAGCUCAGAUUCAGACCACACUGCCCAGGAGGGCUGCAGUACAGAGAGCUCCCAGCCUCCAGAGGGCGCUCUCCCCUGUGAGAACUGCAACACACCAGAUGAAAUGCUAGAAACCCACAUGCUCGCUGUGACUGAUCUCCAGAUGCCGAACAAAGACAAGAGUGACUGUGUCUUUUCCUGUAACCUCCUCAACGGCACUCGGAGCAACAGCGACAACCUUCCACACAGACGUGACAUUUGCCAAUGCUCUCAGCUGGGCCCUCUGGAGAGUGACCUAUCAACACAAACCACUACCUCAGUUCCUGUGAGGCCCUCUCCAGCCGGCGAGCCACAGCCCCAGCCCAGCGAUGAAUGUACCCCAGGCAGGAACUCAGAUCUCUGUGACAGACAUGUGAAAAAACCUACCUCAAACUGUUGCCCCAAACCAGAGAUGGCAACCAGCACCACAGCACCUUCAGAAGUGUCAUCAGAAGUCUCUUACGUGACAUCUACAUCAACCUGCACAGGUCCAGCCUGGGAUUCUCCCAAAACCUUGGGCCCCAACCCCGGCCUCAUCUUGCAGGCCCUGACUCUCUCCAACGCCAGUGAUGGCUUCAAUCUGGAGAGGUUGGAGAUGUUGGGCGACUCUUUCCUGAAACACGGCAUCACCACCUACCUGUUCUGCACUUACCCUGACGCCCACGAGGGCAGGCUGUCAUACAUGAGAAGCAAGAAGGUCAGCAACUGUAACCUUUAUCGCCUGGGGAAGAAAAAGGGCCUUCCCAGUCGAAUGGUGGUGUCCAUAUUUGAUCCCCCAGUAAACUGGCUUCCCCCGGGCUAUGUUGUGAAUCAGGACAAAAGCAGCACAGACAAGUGGGACUCAGAUGAGAAUAAAGAUUUGGCCAACGGAAAAGCCAGUGAUAAUGAGGAGGAGGACGACGACGAUGAGGCAGAGGAUGUAGAGGUCGAGCCGUCUAAAGAAGAGGUCAACGUGGAAGAUGAGCUUGAGUACUACUAUGAGCACAUCAGAUUCAUCGAUAACAUGCUUAUUGGCUCCGGCGCCUUUGGGAAGAAAAUCUCCCUCCAGCCGGCUGAGCCCGGCUCCGAAUGGAAAGCCCCCAAAAAAGCCCACAAUUCUCACUUUUCCCCAGACAGUGGUGCUGACGAGUUCGAUUACAGUUCCUGGGACGCCAUGUGCUACCUGGACCCCAGCAAAGCUGGCGAGGAGGAUGACUUUGUGGUGGGCUUCUGGAACCCCUCAGAGGAAAACUGUGGCACGGAUAUUGGGAAACAGUCCAUCUCCUAUGAUCUUCACACCGAGCAGUGCAUCGCCGAUAAGAGCAUAGCCGACUGUGUGGAGGCGCUGCUGGGGUGCUACCUCACCAGCUGUGGGGAGAGGGCGGCCCAGCUGUUCCUGUGCUCCCUCGGCCUGAAGGUGCUCCCGCCGGAGAAGCAGAGUUCAGGGGGGUCGGCCAAGCUGCAGUACGGCUGGCUGAAGAUCCCUCCGCGCUGCAUGUUUGACCACCCGGAUGCUGAGCGGACCCUCAACCACCUCAUCUCUGGCUUUGAGAACUUCGAGAAGAAGAUAAACUACACGUUUCAAAACAAGGCAUAUCUUCUGCAGGCUUUCACUCACGCCUCGUAUCAUUACAACACCAUCACAGAUUGUUAUCAGCGGUUGGAGUUCCUCGGUGAUGCAAUUUUAGACUACCUCAUAACAAAGCACCUUUAUGAAGAUCCCCGGCAGCACUCCCCAGGCGUGCUGACCGACCUGCGCUCUGCACUUGUCAACAACACCAUAUUUGCUUCCCUGGCUGUCAAGUACGAUUACCACAAGUACUUCAAAGCGGUCUCGCCCGAACUGUUCCACGUGAUCGAUGAUUUUGUGCAAUUUCAGCUAGAGAAGAAUGAAAUGCAAGGAAUGGAUUCGGAGCUUCGCCGAUCAGAGGAAGACGAGGAGAAGGAGGAAGACAUUGAGGUCCCCAAAGCAAUGGGAGACAUCUUUGAAUCGCUAGCUGGUGCAAUUUACAUGGAUAGCGGGAUGUCACUUGAGACAGUUUGGCAAGUGUAUUAUCCAAUGAUGAGGCCACUAAUAGAAAAAUUCUCCGCUAAUGUCCCUCGAUCCCCAGUGCGAGAGCUCUUGGAGAUGGAACCGGAGACAGCUAAGUUCAGCCCUGCGGAGAGAACCUACGAUGGAAAAGUACGGGUGACGGUGGAAGUGGUGGGCAAAGGCAAGUUCAAAGGCGUGGGACGCAGCUACCGGAUAGCCAAGUCAGCGGCCGCCCGCCGAGCCCUCCGCAGUCUCAAAGCCAAUCAACCUCAGGUCCAAAACAACUGAGCUUCAGACAGCAGACACCCCAACGCACCAGUCAAAAACACAGCAGAACCCUCUCGGCACCAGUUUACGACCGAGGGAAGAAUCGUGGCCGACUGUGUUCUCACUGGGGUUGUCAAACUCAAAUGAAUUGAGUCAAAAGAUUUCGGCGUAAUUCACGUAGGGUUCAUAUUUCAUUUUAUUCUUUACGUGCGCAAACACAAUCUUUUUUUUUCCCCCAGCUUUGUUUGAUCACGAGUGCUUUUUUUGUAUUGCAAGUGUUAAGAAAAAGGUCAGCCCCCCCCCCAUUUUUAUUAACAUUAAAAAAGUUAUAUGCUCUGCUUUGUGGUAGUGGUUAAACAAAAAAAGCUUAUUGGUAGUAUUACAGUGUACAUAGUUUAAACUCCAAGGCAUCAACUAAAUAAGAAAAAAAAAACAGUGACAUCCAAACACGAAAUUCCUCAGUCUGUGCACUAGUGCCUGUUUAGCUGCCGUUUGGCAUGAAAGGCACAUGGAAAGAAAGAUGGUGUUGAUGUGAAAUGUUUUUCUCUAUUUUAAGAUGAUAUAUUCUCAGUCGAAAUUGCACUUCUCUAGGGUCCGCUUUAUUUCAACGAGAAUAAAUCGUUUAGAUCUGUAUUGAAUUGAGAGAGAAAUGCCCUCGCAUCCUUAAGAUGGAUAGGAAUUUGACAUUCCUGAUUACUGUAAUCAACAUACUUGUAAACGGCACUUGAGGAUGUGUAUGUUCGUGUAGCCAACCGGAUGGGUUGUAUAGACGUCAUAGAACUAUGUUAUAUAAAAACAAAAACAAAAAUGAGAUUAAAUGUUUAUUAUGGCAUAUUCGUUGAUACUUGGGUUUCAGUAAUGUAUUUUGAUACUGAUAUUGAUGAUAUUUAGUUGUCUUUAUGAAUAUUAGAUAUCUCCAUAGACUGACUUGACUGACUUAGUUUUGAUAUGACACGAACGAUAAACACAUCACCUGGGAAAAUAUGCUGCAGAUUUUAUAUUAAAAAAACGGAAAGAGAAAAAUAGGAUCGGAUAAUUCUGUAAGACACAAAGCACCUUUACGUACCGUCUUUAGGACAAACCGAUAUUUCGCUAGAUGACUUCAUGUGCAUCGCUUACCAAAGUCGAUACUGAUGCAGCGUUGUACCUGUUAAAUCAAUCCCUCAACAUUCACACGUUUGGAGAUGUGGUAACCAGCCUUUAUUUUAGUGUAAAUGUGUUGUAGCCUCUUGUCAAGCCUAAAUGUUUUCAUUUUAAUAGGCAUUCUUCACUUGAAUACCUCAGUUAAUUGCAUGCAUUUUUUUUUUUUUUUUUUUUGGUGCUAUGUUUAAGCUUGAAUUUCUCAUCUUUUUGCACUGUAACUGUAUUACCUCUUAAUUUUACUUUUUGAACUCCAUUGGGUUGAUUUUCUGUUCUGUCAGCUUGUCAAGCUGUAGAAAUUGUUUCCCCAUUUGUUAUUCUUUUGGUUUUUAUGCUUGAAGGGGAAAUGCUGAGAAAAAGAAAAAACUAAACAGAAACGUUCUCCGCACAUAACCUUGAUGCCUCUCAUGAGCUCGGAUUUUGCUUCACAUGAAAAUAAUUGUGCAUCUGACCAGAAGGGUUACUUAACACUUGAGAAAAUCGAUAGAUUGCACUCUGAUACGUUCUUAUAAGCCAUGCAUCUCUCCUUUGUCUCUUACCAACUCUAAUUACGUUUUUUUGUUUUUUUUUUUCAAAGAGACUGACACCAUUAUCAGUCGUUACCCCGGAAAUAAGGAUGCAAAUUUUAUGAUGUACAUUUUGACAUCUUAAAGGCUACCUAACUUCCCCCUCCUUGUUCUGUCUAUACUUCAGUUAUGUUACGGACAAACUAUUCCUGAAGUUACAUAAUCCCAGGCAUUGCUACCUCAGAAGACCCUUGCGAAUAGUUUGGCGUUAUCAUACAAGAUUAAUAUAUUUGUGGAUAUGCCUUUUUACAAAUCCUAAUGGCAUUGAGGCACAGUAUUGUAUAUGUUAGUCAGCACCUUACAUUGGGAUACAUAUAUAUUCUCAUGACUAUUUGCACUAGAAAACAUUCCCACUGACAUUAUAUUUGCAUUUUUGUUUAAUGGAGUUUGCUCUAAAGUGGUGCCUUUCAAUCCUGUAACAAUGAUGAAACAUCUAAACUCUCUCAUUCUUUGCUACUGUAGCAGUUCUUUGCAUUAUGGUUUGCAUAUGUUUAAGGACUUUUGGUGCCAUGCUUCAUACUGGAUAUUGCCUUUCAGUUUUAGUUUGUUGUGGCAUGAAAGUUUAGCAUUUUCCUGCUUCUGUAUCUCAUAGGCUGUUAAAACUAAGUUCUAGCCUGAUAUAGCCAAGAUUUCAGGAACGAUUUGGGCUCCAACUGAUGUACGCCUGAUCUUGAGAGUGAGUGCAAUCUGGUUCCAUUUUAGCAAGAGUUGAGUGACCCUCUUUACAUGAUCUCAGUCACACCCCCAGAGCUGAGUAUUGAAAGUCAUUGGAAAUUAAUGGGUUUCCGUAUUCCCUCAACCAAUGGCGUGAGUUUGUGUAUCAGGGUCAAUGUGUGCCGGCCCUGCAUUAUGACACUGUUUCUGUAACACGUAACCCUCAGACUAUUGCAUCCUUUUGUUUGUUUGUGUGUUUCUUUUUUUUUUUUUCUAGCUUGUAAUGUUUUUUUUGUUUUUGUUUUUUUGAGCCUCUGAAAGGCGCACACUUUAUUCCUUCACGUUCUGUUUAAGCUUUCUUCUUUCUCACCGUUGGUUUUUGACUUUCAGAGAAUGUGAAAUCACACAUAUGGUGCCACCGCAUGGAUAUGGAGAUUUUUUAUUUUUUUUCUCACUACCAAUAAUCGAUCAUCAUGCCAGAGCUAGUCCCACAGAACAGAUAUCAUUUUAUAAAAAAAAAGGACAGAAUUGGAGUCUUUCACCAUCUGUGGGAGUGUUUUCUUAAAGUGGUCCUCCAUCGUAUCAUAUGCUGCAGAUUGUAUUUUCCUUCAUGGUGGAGAAUAAUUUUUGUGUGUUGUUUUCUGUUUUCUUUUUAAACAUGUAGCACAAAUAAGCAUUGCACUCGGGCGCCAUACUUUACCUCAUGUCAGAACGAUAAAAAAAAAAAAUACAAAACCUGUAUAUAUGAUGCCGUAACGUUUAAAGGAAUAACUUGUGGUUUUGGCCUUGCUGCUGUUUGCAUCGCUGGUAUUUUACCAAUGUAUUUAAAAGUGAUCGGAGAGAUACAAUGUGCCUGCAGGAUAUCAUCAGAGAAAAUACACUGUAGAAAAGUAGUUUCGAAUCUCUACAAUCUGGGGCUAAAUAUGUGUCCUAUGUGUACAUUCAUGUCCUGCCUUAAUGUAAUACUUUGAAUAUGGAAUAGUAAUGUAACCCAUCAAGUCCUUCGACUGGCAUGAUUUUUAAUAUGUUGGGAUGGCAGUGUCCCUCAUCCAGCACCCUCUUCCCAUCCAUAUCAGUUAUUGAUUAUAGAAAUCCAGAUGUAUUAGUGCAUGUCAGUGAAAACUUUCCCUGUCACCCACCUUGUAUUUCCUUUUUUAGACUAAAUGCAUUAUAUAGAUCUGAUUAAAUCAGCCCUACAAUUUAUUUAAAAGGGCUUUAUUUCAUAGCUAAGUGUCAUACUUUUUUUUUUCUAAGGAAAAAUGCCUGAUUUAAAGUCAAAUGCACUCUUAGCAGCAGCAAGGUGUUCAAUGACAACAUAGUGGGACUGAAAUGAGUGACAAGCUCCUCUUGAAGGGGUUUAUGGGAAUGUUGAGCACCGUAGAGCACUAACAGGAUGGGGAUUUUAAAUGGGGAAUUAUGGGCCACAAACUGCAGCGCAAUUUCUGUAUUUUUAAGGGACGUGUAUUUAAGUGACUAUUUCUCAUCAUACUGUAUCAGUGCUGCAGUGGUUUCCAUUCUGCACCUUAUGGAUCACAAAAACCUUUAGAAAUUCUGUUUCCCCCUCUUUUUUGAGUAAUUGUAGCUGAGUAUAUCUACAAUAAAGUUAUGGUAUGGUCAUUAA
Carassius gibelio (silver crucian carp) is the source of this 10022-nucleotide messenger RNA. RefSeq names its product endoribonuclease Dicer. Gene Ontology annotation, biological process: siRNA processing; apoptotic DNA fragmentation; pre-miRNA processing. Bases 414 to 6062 code for a protein of 1882 amino acids. The record is from RefSeq and is a predicted model, not a curated record. The transcript is spliced from 29 exons. Gene Ontology annotation, molecular function: ribonuclease III activity; RNA binding; ATP binding. Gene Ontology annotation, cellular component: cytoplasm; nucleus; RISC complex. Lineage: Eukaryota; Metazoa; Chordata; Actinopteri; Cypriniformes; Cyprinidae.